Molecule: messenger RNA, 1391 nt
Organism: Zonotrichia leucophrys gambelii
Lineage: Eukaryota; Metazoa; Chordata; Aves; Passeriformes; Passerellidae
Gene: TRIM54
Product: tripartite motif containing 54
Exons: 9
Coding region: 16-1236 (406 amino acids)
Biological process (GO): anterograde synaptic vesicle transport; protein ubiquitination; neuron migration
Cellular component (GO): cytoplasm; main axon
Molecular function (GO): zinc ion binding; ubiquitin protein ligase activity
Source: RefSeq, a predicted model, not a curated record
GCCGGGACCGCGGCCAUGAACUUCGCCGUGGGGCUGAAGCCGCUUCUGGCGGAGGCGCGGAGCAUGGAGAGCCUGGAGAAGCAGCUCAUCUGCCCCAUCUGCCUGGAGAUGUUCUCCAAGCCCGUUGUCAUCCUGCCCUGCCAGCACAACCUCUGCCGCAAGUGCGCCAACGACGUUUUCCAGGCCUCCAACCCGCUGUGGCAGUCGCGGGGCUCCAGCGCGGUGCCGUCGGGCGGGCGGUUCCGGUGCCCGUCGUGCCGGCACGAGGUGGUGCUGGACCGGCACGGGGUGUACGGACUGCAGCGGAACCUGCUCGUGGAGAACAUCAUCGACAUCUACAAGCAGGAGUCGGCCCGACCCCUUCACGCCAAGGCUGAGCAGCACCUCAUGUGCGAGGAGCACGAGGACGAGCGCAUCAACAUCUACUGCCUGCGCUGCGAGGCGCCCACCUGCUCGCUGUGCAAGGUGUUCGGGGCGCACAAGGACUGCGAGGUGGCCCCGCUGCCCGCCGUCUACCAGCGACAGAAGGUAGAAGGGGCGGCCCUGGGGUUCUCGGGGGGCCGGGGGUACCCCCAGAGCCACCCUCACACCCACCCUCACCCCCAGAGCGAGCUCAGCGACGGCAUCGCCAUGCUGGUGGCGGGGAACGACCGCAUCCAGGCCAUCAUCACGCAGAUGGAGGAGAUCUGCCACACCAUCGAGGAGAACGGCAGGCGGCAGAAGCAGCACCUGGGGCUGCGCUUCGAUGCGCUCUACGGCAUCCUGGAGGAGCGCAAGAAGGAGCUGCUGCAGAGCAUCGCCGCCGAGCAGGAGGCCAAGCUGCAGCGGGUCCGCGGGCUCAUCCGCCAGUACGGAGACCACCUGGAGGCCUCCUCCAAGCUGGUGGAGUCGGCCAUCCAGGCCAUGGAGGAGCCCCAGAUGGCCGUGUACCUGCAGCACUCCAAGGAACUCCUGAAAAAGAUCACAGACAUGUCCAAGGCAUCAAUGAGCAGCCGCCCUGAGCCCGGCUACGAGAACAUGGACCACUUCUCCAUCAACGUGGACUACGUGGCUGAGAUGCUGAGGACCAUCGAGUUCCAGACAGAGCCCCUGGGCGAGGAUGAGGGGGAUGCACCUGGGGAUGGCAGCGAGGCUGCAGCAGACGAGGAGCGGCUGGACAGCCUGGAGGUGCCCGAGGCUGCUGAAGAUGUGGGGCCGAGGCAGAAGCCAGCGAGCUCUCCCCAUGGUCAGCACUGAAGUGAGGCCUUGGGGUAAGGCCGGCAUGCCCUCAGCUCUGCCUGUCCCUGUCACACCCGGCUAUCCCUGUCCCUGGCUGUGGCCAUCCCGCACUCUCCAUCCCUGCUGCUGGAAUUGCCCCGAUGGGCGCUGUCUCUCUCCAACAUUAAAAGUGU